Molecule: messenger RNA, 1252 nt
Organism: Meleagris gallopavo (turkey)
Lineage: Eukaryota; Metazoa; Chordata; Aves; Galliformes; Phasianidae
Source: RefSeq, a predicted model, not a curated record
CGCCGCAUCCAGCUGGUGGAGGAGGAGCUGGACCGGGCCCAGGAGCGCCUGGCCACCGCCCUGCAGAAGCUGGAAGAGGCUGAGAAGGCGGCAGAUGAGAGCGAGAGAGGCAUGAAGGUCAUUGAAAACAGGGCCAUGAAGGACGAGGAGAAAAUGGAACUCCAGGAAAUGCAGCUGAAGGAGGCCAAGCACAUAGCGGAAGAGGCCGAUCGCAAAUAUGAGGAGGUGGCCCGCAAGCUGGUGGUCCUUGAGGGAGAGCUGGAGCGCUCGGAGGAGCGGGCAGAGGUGGCGGAGAGUCGAGUGAGACAGCUGGAGGAGGAGCUGCGGACCAUGGACCAGAGCCUCAAAUCCCUCAUUGCCUCAGAGGAAGAGUAUUCCACCAAGGAGGACAAGUAUGAGGAGGAAAUCAAGCUUCUAGGGGAGAAACUGAAGGAGGCUGAGACCAGGGCAGAAUUUGCUGAGCGGUCUGUGGCAAAGUUGGAGAAAACCAUUGAUGACUUAGAAGACGAAGUAUAUGCACAGAAGAUGAAGUACAAAGCCAUCAGCGAGGAGCUGGACAAUGCGCUUAACGACAUCACCUCACUCUGAAUCCCACACUGGGCACCAGCACCGCACACCCUGCCUGCCUUCCUCCCCCCCAGCUCGGCCAUUUUGCCUGCCCAGCACCUUCCCCACUCCUACUAUCCACUCUGUCCCUACUCUGUCCCCUCUCUGUCCUUCCUGGCCCGUGGCCACUGGUCAACAGGAGUCAGCCUGGGGUGUUCAUAGCAGGUGCCAGCCCUGCCCAUGGCAGGGUCUCUUCCAACCCUCUUCUUUAAGGUCUCUUCCAACCCCAGCCAUGCUGUGAUUCUAUAAUUCUGUGUUCCUACAAGAUGAGGUGUAGGCGCUAUGGGGUGUUAAAGGGGAAGGGGUGCAUCCCCAGGACCCCACACCCCACGGGGAUGUGGGAGGAUGGAGCUAUGCCCAGGGGCCUUGUGUCCCGCAUUUCCCCCCAGCAGCACAAGCACUAGGGACUCCAUGUCCCUCCAGCACAGCCAUCCCGGUGCUGCAUGCCAGGGGGGAUAUGGGAUGGAGGGGGGUGGUCCUGGCCCCAGGCAGACACCCCCACCACCUGCGCUCCCCUCCCUGCCUUGCCUCUGUCCUUUGCACAUUGCUUUUCAGUUUGCAUUUUGCAUUUCAUGACUUUUUCUUUUCUGUUCUGUCCCUCUGGGUUACUGAGUUGGUCUCAAUAAAGCGUUUUCUCUCCUUGGUU